CAACUCGGCCUUCACCCACAAAGUUCAAGGUCUGGUCCAAUGAUUAUUUAACACAAGUUUGAAUCAAAAUAGUACCAGGUCUUACUUUCACUGCCAUGAUUCACCCUUCUUUCUUUACUAUCUUCGAGUAAACUUGGUCUAAUACCCAGUUCCAAGCUAGUUACCUGUUGGCCGCCGGCCUCAUCCCGAGUCAGAGUCUCUCCUUGAGAACGGAAUCUUUAUACCCUUUCACUCCCAACCUUGCCUACGAAUUUGCGAAUUCGUAGGAGCCUGGGCCGACUUCAUGUCCUCGACGGUGUCCAGUACCGCGUUUCUCACGAAUCCUACCACCCCUGCAUUCUCCGACGACCUUGAAUGGAUCACAGCAUAUCUUACAAUUCAUUCCCUUAGUAUCCCCAGUCGACGCUAUUCCUUUCUUAUCUGGAUCGUCGUCGUUUUAUUUUUUCUUGUCUUCGCCAUCCUCCACUGGACAGGUUCAAGGGGUGGUUUUAUUGGGGCACUUUGGACGAAAUGGACUCUCCGCCGACGAACUUGGAGAAAAAAACACAACAUCACACUCGCUCUCAAAAACAAUUACCCGCACCGCCAGCCCAAUUCUUUGCCUUCCAAUGCCCAACUUCUUUGUUUGGCACUGCUCUUGGGGGGUUCCCUAGCCCUUACAUUUGUCGGCCCGGACUAUAUUUCUCCGACUCUCAAAGUGUGGCAAGUUCGCCGAGACAUUGCCUUUGUGAAGGCCCAGCGUCGUAAUUUUAUUCCGAACAUCGCUCCCUAUUUGUCACUUCAACCACAAUAUAGUAUCGAUAAAGCAUGGUGGACUUCAUCGGCACGCGCGGGGCAAAUUGCGUUCGCUCUCUUUCCUCUUUGUGUACUUUUUGCCCUCAAAUCGCCUCCUUUCGCGAUCUUUGCCAUUCCUUUCAUGAUACAGUUCUUUUUCGACAAACUCGCUUGGCUCCAUCGCUGGACAGGCAGGUUAAUAUGGUUUCUUACAUCAAUUCAUAUCGCGCUGUGGAGUGUCCAGCUCGUUCGAGAUCACAAACCUAGUACUGGUCGUGUCGCAUACGUAUACGCUUUCUCCUACACACCCUUCAUCUUUGGCUGGAUCGCGUUUGCAUUGCUGACAUUCAUAAUCGUCCUGUCCAUGAACUCCAUUCGAAGAAACUUCUAUGAAGCCUUCUAUUUCUUGCAUGUUUUACUUGUCCCACUCAUGCUCAUCUCUGCCGCAUUCCAUCAUCCUACACUCUGGUGGUGGUGUUGGGGUGCUCUCGCAAUUUGGGCGGGUGAACGCCUCUGGCGGUGGACUUGGUGGUUUGCCACAAAUACUUGCAUUCUAGGUAGCAGUUCGUCAUCUAAGCGUUUAGAUCCUGCAAUAACUGCUGCUGAUACGCUCGAGAUGAAACAUCUUGGCAUCCAGUCACUGAACACACUCGUUGAUUCACAAUCCUUCCGUUCACCGAGCUCUUUGAAACCACAUGAUCAGUCUGACCGACAAACAGAUAGUCCACAUUCAUCAUCGCUGCCCAUUCGCCAUCUACCCACAGGAUCGUUCGAACCGGACACUGUUAGGUCCACAAUACACCACCUCUCUCCGUACAUUCCUCCUCCAGGAUAUGCCCACGCUGAGCUUCUCUCUGGGCAUACAGUAAGGCUGCGUAUUAUAACCCCCGGAUUUCUAUCGUGGGCUCCGGGUCAACAUUUUCUCAUCAAAAUCCCCAGCGUUUCCCGAUUCACCACCCAUCCUUUCACCUGCGCUUCUGUGUGUGACUAUGAGUCACCUACAGAUGAGGGCCGUUUGAUGGUUAUGCUCAUCCGUGCAAGAAACGGCUGGACUCAAGAUUUAUGGGAUUUAGUUUCACGUAUGACAACUGAGCAAUCACCUGGUGACAUCCCAAUGUGUGCCGCAGAAAAUCUUCCUAAGCAUGGUGUCUUGUUGAGGACAUAUGUGGACGGACCUUUUGGUAGUUCUAUUCGUGCUCGUUGGGGCAACUACUCGACAGUGUUGAUAAUCGCUGGUGGCUCAGGAGUGAGCUUUGGCUUGUCUGUGUUACAGUACAUUUGUAUGUGCCUUUCUGGCCGGGACGGGAAGAAUCUAGGCGGCCAACCUGGAGGUUGGGGGAAGAAAUCAUUCCUGACCAAACGGGUACGCUUCGUAUGGCUUGUCCGUGAAUAUUCUCACAUACAGUGGUGUGCCUCUAUUGUUCGCCGCUGUCUUUCCUUGGUACCAUCGUCUGCCUUGCAGAUCGACAUAUUUAUCACCAAUUUCAAACCCAUUGCUCUCAAGAAAUCCGAUCUGCCUCCUUUGCAGGUUCCUCAGCGAUUACUCUAUACUUCUGAACCUGUUCAUUCCGAGGACUUGCAGCCUCCUCACCCAUCCUUUGCACGUGGCAGUCCUUCGCCGCUUCGCUCUGAUUCCAAAGACUCUCUCGACAAUCCUGAGAGUGAUGUUGACCUGAGCUACUACACUGGAGAACCUGGGGACCCAAUGGAACCAGAGGAGGAUAUUGGCUUGGCACAUGAGUCUCACAUACUCGAGUUGACCAACUUCGAUGGUGACGAUGAUACUACUCUGCCAGGGGAGCACAAUCUGUCUCACAAGGUGAAGAAGGAAGGCAAGCUGCGACGAGCUCAGUCGCGGAAGUUCUCCAAUGAGAGAACGGUGCGGUUGCUAGAGCCUCCCAGUCGUCCUCACAGCAUGCAACUCGCUGCAAAUAGAGGGUCUGCUAUCUCUGCCACCUCAGGACUUUCAUCAGACAGACUACUUCCAUUAUCUAUAAAUUCGGACAACAGAUGGUCUGAGAUAUCGAUGGACACCUUCACGUCUCCGACUUCCAUGUACGGCGAUUCGCCGACACGCGGUCAGCAGUCGACGGACCCCGCGCAUAACUUCUCUGCCAGCGGUCGUUCUUCUCAAAUGAGUCAUGCAGGGGCGUCAACAUCCAGGUAUUCCACCAGUAGCUGGGAAGGCAAAUCAGAUGCUGGCAGUUCCCGGGGUCUUUUACAAUCUUCCGCACCUGAUGGCUCGCUCAAUCCAGUCCAGUUUGAUAUUAGCGAGGAAGAAUCGCGGGAUAUCAGUGUUAUUGCAGAGCAUGCACGACCUGGUAAACCCAAGCUUGACAGGAUCCUUGCAGAUGAAGUUGAGCAGUCGGAGGGCUCCGUGAUGGUUGCUUGUUGUGGUCCCACCUCGCUCAACGUGAUGGUUCGCAAAAUCAUUGCCGCGCAGAUCGACCCUUGGCGGGUGUGGCGAGGUGAUAUGCGCGGGUCGAUAUCACUCGUUUCCGAGGAAUUCGAGUAUUGAUGGUUCACCGUGACAUUUUGUUUUACUCUUCACCUGAACAUUUCUUUGAAUAUUGACGAUCCAUCGGGACAUUUCAUUGUACUCUUCAUCGAACAUACUGUCAUUAUGUAUCUUACAUUUCCACAUACACUCUUACCUCACAUUUUGCAUCUCAUCCCAGCAUCGGUUGUAGUCGCUGUCCAGACAUAAUAAAGUCCACUAGAAUAUUUGGCCAAUGUAUUCUUCGUCGUUCCAUUGACGUACAGAUAGACCCAUUAACCAGAUGUCUAAGUGCUGAUGAGAUGUGCUAGAACACCUUAUACAGGUGGCUUGACGAUUCCCUGGCUGAUCUUGUAAUAGACUGUUGAUGUGUCUUCUGAGGUGAUGGCCACAUAGAUCUCGGAUGGUGAAGGAUCAAGACUGGUAAAAGCAGCG
This is a messenger RNA of Suillus bovinus, 3706 nucleotides long. RefSeq lists its product as uncharacterized. The record is from RefSeq and is a predicted model, not a curated record. The transcript is spliced from 4 exons. Gene Ontology annotation, biological process: iron ion transport; copper ion import; intracellular iron ion homeostasis. NCBI's taxonomy places the organism in Eukaryota, Fungi, Basidiomycota, Agaricomycetes, Boletales, Suillaceae. Gene Ontology annotation, molecular function: ferric-chelate reductase activity. Gene Ontology annotation, cellular component: plasma membrane. The coding region runs from base 284 to 3292 and encodes 1002 amino acids.